This is a messenger RNA of Podarcis muralis (Common wall lizard), 3034 nucleotides long. Lineage: Eukaryota; Metazoa; Chordata; Lepidosauria; Squamata; Lacertidae. The record is from RefSeq and is a predicted model, not a curated record.
GAUGACUAUUGAUGGGAAGCUAUUGUUGGCACCACAGGAAUUGUCCUAUGGUUUCCCACAGGGUCCCGCAUUUUGUCCCCUUUGCUGUCUUGACAUCUGGGAGUUGUCAUCAGGAGGUCUGGAGUGAAGUGUCAUCAAUAUAUGGUUCGCACUCGGCUCCAUCUCUCUGUCCCAUCUGAAUCGGGAGAGGCUUUCGAGGUGCAAACUGCAUCUGUUGCAGCGAAACUAUAUUUAAACUGUAAUCUUCACCAACUGUAAUCUUUGCAUUCCCUUGCCAUUCAACUCCCACCUUUCGAUAUUCUCCUUUUAGAUACCGGCCACCUAAGAUUUCGCACCGGGUAUCUGACGACAUAGGCUCGAGUCCAUGGGAGCUUUAUGCCAUGAUAAAUUUGUGGUGCCACAAGAUUCUUCUGUGCUUUUUGUGUCUGAAAGAAACCCUUCGACUGUGAAUUGAAGCUGGAGGACAGACCCAAGAUGGCUUCACCGGCAGACAGUUGCAUCCAGUUCACCCGACACGCGAGCGACGUCCUCCUCAAUCUCAACCGCCUCAGGAGCAGGGAUAUCCUGACGGACGUGGUGAUCAUCGUCAACCGGGAACAGUUCCGAGCCCACAAAACAGUCCUGAUGGCCUGCAGUGGCCUUUUCUACAGCAUUUUCACCGAUCAGCUGAAGUGCAAUUUGAACGUCAUCAACUUGGACCCAGAGAUCAACCCCGAAGGCUUUGGCAUCCUCCUUGAGUUCAUGUACACCUCCCGUCUCAACCUGCGGGAGAGCAACAUCAUGGCAGUCAUGACCACGGCUCUCUACCUGCAGAUGGAACACGUGGUAGAUACGUGCCGGAGGCUGGUCAACACCAGUGACACAGAGAUGAUGUCUGCCGUGAAGACUCAGCGGGAAGACUUUCUGGGCGGUCGCCUGGCCAGCCACCCGGACAUGAUGGCUUACAGGAGCAGCAGGGAAGUCUCCGAAAGCGGGCUGCCUCUCCGAAACGGGUCCAUCUGCGACGGAAGAGCCUUCGUCCCCGGCUUGUACAGCGGCCUUUCGGGCUCCCCCAUCUCCUACACUGGAUACAGCCCCAUGCCGGUCGGCGGGUACCUCUUCUCAGACGAUGAGCUGCGAGAAGCAAGGAUGCCCCUGUCGGACAUUUCCAGGGCCAACCCUUUCCCGAGGGAGCGGGCGCUGCCGUGCGGCGCAUCCCGGACGGGCGCUGCCGGUUAUGCCCGGAGCGUCACCGAGGUAUCGCCCGGCAUGUGCCAGGCCGCCAUCUACUCCCCGAAGAAAGCUGCUGCCGAAGAGGUCAAAAAUGAUGUGCACUACAGCGGCGCCCCUGCCCCCAAGCCUGCUGCCCCCUUGGUAGCCCGCAACAGCGCCUACUUCCCCUGCGACAAGGCAGGGAAAGAGGAGGAAAGGUCCCCAGCCGAAGACGACAUCAGCCAGCGCUUCGAGGCAAGCAACGCCCCCAUGAACCGCAAGGUCCUGGUCAGCCCCCAGAGCCCGCAGAAGUCAGACUGCCAGCCCAACUCGCCCACCGAGUCCAGCAGCAGCAAGAACGCCUGCAUCGGGCAAGGGCCCAGCGGGCCGCCCUCGGCCAAAAGCCCCACUGACCCCAAGGCUUGCAACUGGAAGAAGUACAAGUUCAUUGUGCUCAAUUCGCUCAACCAGAGUGCCAAGGCGGACGGCCCUGAGCAGGGCGAGGCGGGGACCCUCUCCCCCCACACCUAUGCCCCCUCCCUGACCUGCCAGCAGUCGAUGGAGCCUGAGAGCUUGGAUGUUCAGUCCCCCACCAAGAUGAGCGUCAACGGGGAGGACUCGACGAUCCCUCAGGCCAGUAGGCUGAACAACAUCGUCAACAGGUCGCUAGAUGGGUCUCCUCGCGGCAGCGACGACCAGUCGCCUUUGUACCUGCACUCUUCCAAGUGCAGCUCCUGCGGUUCGCAAUCCCCCCAGCAUUCUGAGCUGUGCCUUCAGACCCCCGGCUCACACUUCGGAGAAGAGAUGGGAGAAACGCAAUCGGAAUACUCCGACUCCAGUUGUGAGAACGGAACCUUUUUCUGCAACGAGUGCCACUGCCGCUUUUCGGAAGAGGCGUCGCUGAAGAGACACUCCCUCCAAAUGCACAGCGACAAGCCCUACAAGUGUGACCGUUGCCAGGCCUCCUUCCGCUACAAAGGGAACCUUGCCAGCCAUAAAACUGUGCACACAGGCUCCGUUCUGUUUGUCGAGACAGGCGAGAAGCCGUAUCGCUGCAGCAUCUGCGGGGCCCAGUUCAACCGGCCGGCCAACCUGAAGACCCACACGCGGAUCCACUCGGGAGAGAAGCCCUACAAGUGCGAGACCUGUGGGGCGAGGUUUGUCCAGGUAGCACACCUGAGAGCUCACGUGCUGAUACACACCGGCGAGAAGCCCUACCCGUGCGAAAUCUGUGGGACCCGAUUCCGGCAUCUGCAGACCCUCAAGAGUCACCUGCGAAUCCACACUGGGGAAAAGCCCUACCAUUGUGAAAAGUGCAACCUGCACUUCCGCCACAAAAGCCAGCUGCGCCUCCACUUGCGCCAGAAGCACGGCGCCAUCACCAACACCAAGGUGCAGUACCGCGUCUCGACAGUGGAAGGCGCCGCUGAGCUCUCGAAGGCUUGCUGAAGGAAGGACCUGUUUCUCGGGAGAAGAGGGUCUGGCUUAGGAGGAGGAGGAAGGGCAGUGGGGGCGAUGUCCAAAGGAAACUUGUAACACUUUAGGGGGGGGGACGGGACAAAAACUUUAUUAUUCUUUAUUGUCACACAAUGGAGUGCCUCUCGAAGCCCGGAGUGCAGUUGCAAAGGAGGAAGAGCGAAAUAGUAUAAUGACACGGGUUUUACAUUUCCUUUUUGUUUUUUCCUGCUUCCCAGUUAUGUGAAUUUUCAAAAAAGUAUAUAUAUAUAUCUAUAUAUCUCUCUCUAUAUAUCUAUAUAUAUAGUCAGAGCGACAUUUUGUGUAUGUGUGUGUGCGUGAGUGUUUACGUGCAAGAGAGUUUGGGUUUUGGAGCUGGGGGGGGGGG